GAAAUAGCCAAAUAGGGUUUACGAACGGGUUUACCGAUCAAUCAGACUGGAGAGGCAUCGAUCGACCCCGCCCUCUCUCUCUCUCUCUCUAAUUUAUUCAGAGUACAAGGGAGAAUCUAUCAAUGGGUGUCAGGCAGGAAGAGGUUCCCAUGGACCACGCCGAGUUAAAUUUCAUUCCGGGAUCCAUAGACAAACAAAAGCUCGCAGCUCCAGUGAAAUCUGCUGUUGAUAAGUUCCAGCUUCUUCCUGAGUUUUUGAAGGGGAGGGGGUUGGUGAAACAACAUUUAGAUUCGUAUAAUUACUUUGUUAAAACAGAUAUUAAAAAGAUUGUUCGAGCCAAUGAUCGUAUUGUAUGCAAAUUUGACCCGAGUAUUUUCCUGAGGUUUAAAGAUGUCAGAAUUGGCAGGCCAUCUGUUUCAAGGGAUGCUGUUAGUGAUGAUCUUAGACCCCAUACAUGCCGGUUAUCUGACCUCACGUACGCUGCACCAAUACUGGUUAAUGUUGAGUACGUUCAAGGAAGUCAUAAUCAAAAGAUUCUAAUGGAGAAGAACGAUGUUGUUAUUGGAAAAAUGCCUGUCAUGCUGCGGAGUUGCUGUUGUGUCUUAUAUGGAAAAGAUGAAGCUGAACUUGCAAGACUUGGUGAGUGCCCCCUUGAUCCUGGAGGAUAUUUUGUAAUUAAAGGAACCGAGAAGGUCGUUUUGAUACAGGAACAACUUUCAAAGAAUAGAAUAAUCCUUGAUAAAGACAAGAAAGGAGAUAUUAAUGCCUCUGUAACGAGCAGCACAGAGGCAACAAAAAGCAAAACUGUUAUUUCUAUGGACAGCAAGACGAUGAAGAUGUAUUUAAAUCUCAAUCAAUUUACUACGAAAAAGAUACCUAUUAUGGCGAUCAUGAAGGCUAUGGGAAUGGAGAGUGAUCAAGAGGUGGUGCAGAUGAUUGGAAGAGAUCCUCGAUUUGGUGCCUUGCUUUUGCCAUCUAUGGAGGAAUGUGCAAGUUUGGGUAUACAUACACAACAACAGGCCUUGGAGUUCCUUGAUAAGAAGGUCACGCCAUCCGCAUUUACUCGUUCAACAUCUGAAAAGGAAAGUAGAGUCUCUUACAUCCUUCGCAGUGUAUUUCUUGCCAAUGUUCCGGUGCAAGAAAAUAACUUUCGCCCAAAAUGUAUAUAUGUUGCGGUAAUGUUGAGACGAAUGAUGGAGGUAUUGUUGAAUAAGGAUGCAAUGGAUGACAAGGAUUACGUCGGAAACAAACGGUUGGAAUUGUCUGGCCAGUUGAUUUCUUUACUCUUCGAGGAUUUGUUUAAGUCGAUGAUAAGUGAUGCGGAAACAGAGAUGGUUAGGGUCCUAAAUAAGCAGAGCCGGUCUAGUCGGUUUGAUCCUUCCCAAUUUAUAGUCAAAGAUGGCAUUACUAACGGCUUGGAAAGGGCGCUCUCUACUGGAAAUUGGGAUGUCAAGCGGUUCAGAAUGCACAAAAAGGGAGUAACGCAGGUGCUCGGUAGAUUAUCCUUUAUAGGGACUUUGGGGCACAUGACUAGAAUCUCUCCACAGUUUGAGAAGUCCAGGAAAGUGAGUGGACCUCGAGCAUUGCAACCUAGCCAGUGGGGAAUGCUUUGCCCUUGUGAUACUCCAGAAGGUGAAUCUUGUGGACUGAUAAAAAACUUGGCUCUGAUGACACAUGUUACGACUGAUGAAGAAGAUGGCCCAUUAAUAUCCCUGUGCUACUGUUUGGGUGUUGAAGACUUGGAACUUCUUUCUGGAGAAGAACUUCACUCUCCAAAUUCAUUUUUAGUUAUUUUUAAUGGUCUCAUCCUUGGCAAGCAUAGAAGACCGCAGCACUUUGCUACUGCAAUGAGAAAGUUGCGAAGAGCUGGCAAAGUUGGUGAGUUCGUAAGUGUUUUUGUAAAUGAGAAGCAGUGCUGUGUUUAUAUUGCUUCUGAUGGUGGUCGAGUUUGUCGCCCGCUAGUCAUUGCUGACAAGGGCGUAUCAAGGAUCAAAGAAUACCAUAUGAAGGAGUUGGUGGAUGGAGUCCGCACUUUUGAAGACUUCUUACGUGAGGGAUUGAUUGAAUAUCUUGAUGUUAACGAGGAGAAUAAUGCUUUGAUUGCUUUAUAUGAUGCUGAGGCUACAACGGAAACAACCCAUAUUGAGAUAGAGCCGUUCACCAUUUUAGGUGUUUGUGCUGGACUUAUACCGUUUCCUCAUCAUAAUCAGUCACCAAGAAACACAUAUCAGUGUGCUAUGGGAAAGCAAGCUAUGGGAAACAUUGCCUAUAACGAGUUGUGCCGGAUGGACACGUUACUUUACUUGUUGGUGUAUCCACAACGACCUUUAUUGACCACUCGGACAAUUGAGCUGGUUGGAUAUGACAAACUCGGAGCUGGUCAGAAUGCCACUGUUGCUGUGAUGAGUUAUACUGGCUACGAUAUAGAGGAUGCGAUAGUCAUGAACAAGUCAUCUCUAGAUCGAGGUUUUGGUCGUUGUAUCGUUAUGAAGAAGUAUUCUGCAAUCCAUCAAAGACAUGGAAAUGAUACAUCAGAAUUCAUCAUGAGGCCAACAAGAGACGCGGAAAAUAAAUUGACAGAUAAUAGAAUGCGGGUAUUGGAUGAGGAUGGAAUUGCUGCUCCUGGAGAAAUUAUUAGACCAAAUGACAUUUAUGUCAAUAAGAGGCCUAGUUGGCAAACAUUCAAAGGCCCCGAAGGGGAACCAUCUGUGGUGGAUAGAGUGUCUCUUUUUUCUGAUAGGAAUAACAAUAUGUGUAUCAAGUUCAUAAUUCGCCAGACUCGUAGGCCUGAGGUGGGUGAUAAAUUUAGUAGCAGACACGGGCAGAAAGGUGUUUGUGGCACCAUUGUUCAACAGGAAGAUUUUGUCUUUUCUGAACGUGGUAUUUGCCCUGAUUUAAUCAUGAAUCCACAUGGAUUUCCUAGUCGAAUGACAGUAGGGAAAAUGAUAGAGCUCCUUGGGGGUAAAGCUGGAGUUUCAAGUGGGAGAUUUCAUUAUGGCAGUGCCUUUGGGGAGCCAAGUGGUCAUGCCGAUAGAGUUGAAGCUAUAAGUGAAACUCUCGUGAAGUGUGGAUUUAGCUACAACGGCAAGGACUUCCUUUAUUCAGGUAUUACGGGAACCCCACUGCAGUCAUAUGUUUUUAUGGGUCCAAUUUACUAUCAGAAGCUAAAACAUAUGGUUUUGGACAAAAUGCACGCUCGAGGUAGUGGCCCCCGUGUCAUGCUAACCAGGCAACCUACAGAAGGAAGAGCUCGAAAUGGAGGACUUCGAGUUGGAGAGAUGGAACGUGACUGUUUGAUUGCUUAUGGUGCUAGCAUGUUGAUAUAUGAGCGCCUAAUGAUUUCUAGUGAUCCAUUUGAGGUUCAGGUAUGCAGAGGUUGUGGUUUAUUAGGAUAUUACAACCAUAAGCUGAAAACUGGGAUCUGUUCUACUUGUAAAAGUGGUGACAAUAUUUCUACAAUGAAACUACCAUAUGCAUGCAAACUACUGAUCCAGGAACUCCAGUCGAUGAAUAUCGUUCCUCGCUUAAAACUGGAUGAAGCGUGAUAGGAUUACUUGUAAUGUCAAGUUUAUGAACUGAAGGAAAGUCGCAUGGCUCUUGGGUUCGACAUUCCUUGGCCGCGCCAUUCUUGGCAAAUCUGAUCCGAAAGAUACAUAUUCUGCGCGUUGUUUAUGUGAGAAGUUCAGCCCAUAAACUCUCUCUGCGUAGGUUGUCUUCCGAGUCUUCCAGUGGUAUUUAUAUGUUGUAAUAUAAAAGUAAGAUGGAAAUGUAAAUCCCCAUUAAGUGGAUGAACAGCUUCUGUUUGUGAAUUCAUACCUACAAAUAAAUGUACAUCAAAUUAGGUCUUGAGGCGACUGUAACUAAAUAUCAUUGUUGAUGUAUGCUAUAUAUAAAUCUUAUAGAAAUAACAUGAAAUACACGAAUAUUGUUGAA
This is a messenger RNA of Tripterygium wilfordii, 3933 nucleotides long. RefSeq names its product DNA-directed RNA polymerase III subunit 2. NCBI's taxonomy places the organism in Eukaryota, Viridiplantae, Streptophyta, Magnoliopsida, Celastrales, Celastraceae. The transcript has 38 exons. The record is from RefSeq and is a predicted model, not a curated record. Bases 123 to 3545 code for a protein of 1140 amino acids. Gene Ontology annotation, molecular function: DNA binding; ribonucleoside binding; DNA-directed RNA polymerase activity. Gene Ontology annotation, biological process: DNA-templated transcription. Gene Ontology annotation, cellular component: RNA polymerase III complex.